Molecule: messenger RNA, 5637 nt
Organism: Pleurotus ostreatus (oyster mushroom)
Lineage: Eukaryota; Fungi; Basidiomycota; Agaricomycetes; Agaricales; Pleurotaceae
Gene: SWR1
Product: swr1 complex component
Exons: 13
Coding region: 1-5637 (1878 amino acids)
Cellular component (GO): Swr1 complex
Molecular function (GO): ATP hydrolysis activity; ATP binding; ATP-dependent chromatin remodeler activity
Source: RefSeq, a predicted model, not a curated record
AUGCUACGAGACAACAGUGCCACUGAGCUAUGCAUGACAAAUGGGCAGGAGGGGACUGUGUAUGACUGGGUACCCACAGUUGGUGUGUAUGGCCAGCCAGUAUUGGAUGUUCUGUUUAUAGAACUGAAAAAACCGCCCACUCCUGUUCAAUUUGAGGGUCUGCCACUGAAUGUGGUGCCUAUUAUGAGAACCACUACUCCCACUUGGUGUGAUCUGCCAUCUGGAAAGAAAUUGCACAUAUCCAGAAGCCAGGUCGAGGUUACUGUCAAUUAUGCCAUGACAGACUUUGCUUCCCAGGGAAAGACUAGAGAAAAUAAUGUGGUCCAUCUGAAUGACACAGCAAGUCACCAAGGCUACUAUACAGCUCUUUCUCGAAGUGCUACUGCUGCUGGUACACUCAUAUUGCAAGGCUUUAAUCCAUCCAUCAUAUCUGACAAGAAAUGCUCAGGUGCUUUACGGCAGGAGUUCCGUGAUCUAGAACUACCCGACGACAUCACACGUUUACAGUUUGUAGGCAAACUUCCUCCUUCUGUUGUUGGUGAUACCAGACGAACUUUAAUUCAUUCAUUCAGACAACACAAGUCCGAGUCAUAUGUUCCCCAUCACAUGCAUAGUGCAAUACGUUGGAACAAGAAACAACCAUAUAUUGAGCCUGAUUUUAAUGACUUAGACUGGAGCAUUAUACCAACUCAGCACAUAACCAAGUUUCUCCCAAGCGAAUUUGUUCAGGAAAUGAAGGAGAAGGCUGAAGUUUGGAAGACUGAGAGUAGUGGGGCAACUCAGCUACCGCAACUGCAUGUAGCAUCCAAGUCCACCUAUAAGCUGGCUGAUACAAGACCACAAACACAGGUUGCCUCUGUAAAACGCUCUAUCUCAGAUGAUUUGGCCCAAGGUGCAGCUACAUUUUACACUCAGAGAAAGCGCAUCAAAGUCUCAAAUCCUACCAGCAUACAGCAUCAUCCAGCAGUGCAUUGCCUUAUACCCAUUGGUUGUCAGUGGAGUGAUAAUAGCUGUGCCUAUGACACUGUUCUCUCGCUACUAUACAAUGCAUGGCUGGAUAAGCCAGUUGCUACAUUCCCUGAGUUGUCUAGUGUUCUGUUUCCUGCCCUUAUCAAGUGCUUUGAUCAAGUGAAUCACAGCCAAGAUAGACUCACUGACACCCGUGAGUAUGCAAGGCAGGCCCUAAGUGUGCAGAGACCAACUGAGUUCAAAUAUGGAGAGUAUGCCUCUGUGUCUUCCAUCUUGGAUAUCCUUUUUAGUGCCACAGAUGGAAUGGUUGACUUAUUGGCUUUGUGGGUGUUCAAGAACCAGCAGAAACCGUUCAGCAUCUGUAAAGAUCAGCCGAUAGGUGUUUGGCGCAACGCGGGGCCUGGUGGACAUCUCGUCGACACGGCGCCUGGAACGCCGACGCUCUGGUGCAGGGACUGGAGUUACGACGAAUCUGGAGCGUGUACUAUGGUCGAUAGGAAGGGGAAGGGCAAAGCGCGCGAGGCGGUCAAUGGAACGGUCGCGGGAGACGUCCUUGACGCAGAGACGAGUGCACUCCUGGCCGAGAGACAGCGGGAGAUGGAGACCAUCCAUGACCGCCAUGAUACCCUCAAGGUCCGCGAACUCUUCCACAUGGUGCAUUUUCGCAACAUGCUGGCAUACGAUCCUGCGGAGGCGAAAUGGGAUAAUUCUCUCGUGUUUCAACAGUUCAAAGCAGAUUAUGAUUUAUUAGAGCAAGCAUCUUCGAUGGCUGCGGGGCCUUCGAUGCGCAGAACGCGACGUGCCAUCAAUGAACGACAUCAGAUUCUGCAUGCACCGCUGCUAAAGGUCAAGAAGGGGACGAAAGCUACUCAGGGCAGGGCUAUUGAGUCAGUCUCUGCUUCGAUGGCAAUGCACGACGAUACGCAACCUCGGAAACGGCGCAAGACGGAGCCUAUUCUAGCGACGCAGAAACUCUCCUUGCGUCCAGAGGUGCUGACCACCAACCAACAGCCUAAUACCAACGUCAAACUCAACAUCAAGCGAAUCAAGCUUCUUGUGCGGCGCCCGCCGCCUACUAUUUCGCAUCCACGCCAACGGCCUGGGCCGGCGCGGUUCAAUACAUCUGUGUCUGCGCUGCUGACGUCGUAUAGAACGCUCAACGACCGCGAGCUCAAUCACGAGGCGUUCGAGCAGUCGGCCAGUGCCGAUGCCGAGAUCCACGAGCGCGUCGAGCUGUUUCGCAAGCAAGGCCGGUUUAUUCCUGGGACCGAUGUCUUGUUCGGGACCACGCCGCAGGAAGGGUCUUUCACGACGCCACAACGCAGCACGCACGACAUAUGGGACGAGGUUGUUGCGGACGCCACUGCGGCCGGGCGCGCUCGUCUCAAGAAAUCGACGGGCAAGACGAUCAGCGCGCUAAUACAGGGAUACUGGGAUGCACAGGCGUCGAAGAAAGACCGGGCGAAGGUGCUGGAGGAGCGGCGGCUGCGGGCUCUUGCGAAAGCGACGGUGCGACUGGUUGCCAAUGAAUGGAAGCGGGUGCUGUUGCACAUCCGCGAGCAGGAGCGGGUGAAGCGCGAGGCUGAGGAGAUGAGACGCGGGGCGGAGCAUUUGGAUGCUAUCUUGGACCAGUCUGGGCAUAUUUUGACUGCUCAGCAGGGGGAUUUGUGGGCGUCGGACAGCGAGAGAGAUGGCGACGACGAGGAUGAAGACGAUGAGGCGGAUGACGUGCAGAGUGAGAUCGACGAUAAUGGUACAGACGUGCCAGGAAGAAGAGAUGAAGACGACGGUAGUGAAGCUAGCGAUGGCAGUGAAGAUACUGGUGCUCUCAUUCGCCAGCAUUCGCCUCGCUUGGAAGAACAUGCCUCGAUAGAUGACACGGUUGUAGACGAAGCCGAGCACGCACUGCGUAAGCUCCCAGAGUCUAGCCCCGCUGUCAUGGCGAACAUCAUCGAGCUUCCGAACGAUUCUCCGACGCCCUUGGCUGGAGACGAUGGCGAUAUCACAGACAUCCGGCCAGCUGUUGCUGAGCCGCCUCAAACUGGAGACGAUGCCGUCAGUGGCACCUCGCCCUUGCUAGAUGCAAAGGAAUCCACUGACGCGGAAGACAUUCUCCGUGGUGCCGUCAUCAAAGUGGCAGAGGACACGACUCCGACUGAGGACGAUUCUGAGCCCGAGGAGACGUCCACCGAAUCAGGCAUCCCGGAGUAUCUGAAGCCAUAUGCCGUCGCCCCCGUUCAAUGGGACCACCAAGACAAGAUCAAACCGCCUUUGCUUCUGCGCGGUGUCCUACGUCCUUAUCAACAAGCCGGGCUGGAAUGGUUGGCGAGUCUCCAUACGAACAACUUGAAUGGAAUUCUUGCUGAUGAGAUGGGCUUGGGAAAAACAAUCCAAACAAUCGCUUUGCUGGCUCACCUAGCCUGCGACCACGGCAUCUGGGGUCCCCAUGUCAUAAUCGUCCCGACGAGCGUCCUUCUCAACUGGGUCAUGGAGUUCAAGAAGUUCCUGCCAGGUUUCAAAGUCAUGAGUUAUCACGGUAGCACGAAGCGUCGGAAGGAACUUCGUCAAGGCUGGAACGAUAAGCAUCACUUCAACGUCUGCAUCACCUCGUAUACGCUUGCCAGCCGCGAUGCGCACAUAUUCAAGCGGAAGUCGUGGUACUAUAUGAUUCUCGACGAAGCGCAUAUGAUCAAGAAUUUCAAGUCCCAGCGCUGGAAUAUAUUGCUCAUGUUUCGCUCCUUUCGUCGUCUCCUCCUCACGGGGACGCCUCUCCAGAACAAUCUCACGGAGCUCUGGGCGUUGCUGCAGUUUCUCAUGUCUGGUUCUAAUUUCGCCAAUCUCAAGGAAUUUGCUGAGUGGUUCUCUAACCCUCUGGAAAAGGCGAUCGAGAUGGGCAAUGCUCUCGACGAAGACACCAUGCAGCGUGUGACGAAGCUACAUACUGUCCUCCGUCCGUAUCUGCUACGAAGGCUGAAACGCGACGUGGAGAAAGAGCUGCCAAGCAAAUACGAACACCUGGUCUUAUGUCCGCUUUCCAAACGCCAACGAUUCUUGUACGACGAGUUCAUGGCGAGAGCUCAUACUCGAGACGCGCUAGACUCAGGCGUGUAUCAGAAGAUAGCCAAUAUCUUGAUGCAGCUGCGCAAAGUCUGCAACCAUCCCGACCUCUUCGAAGUCCGUCCCAUCGUGACGUCGUUCGCAAUGGACCGUUCAGCAGUUGCAGACUUCGAGAUCAAAGAACUCCUCAUCCGGCGGCGGAUGUUCCAUGAUGCCGAGGAAUCCGUCAAUCUGGACGUUCUUGGGUUGCGAUUCAUCGACCGCCAGGGUUCAUCUUUCAUUGCCGCCCAGGAAACUCGAAGGUUGGAAGCAACUGCGCGACUUCCGUUCAUCUCCGAAAUGCCUGGAGAGCCCCCGCCGAAGGAUACGCGUACGAUCGCCGGGUUUCGUAAGUACGAGGCGUAUCGUGAACGCGCUGAAACGAUAGCAAGAUGGGCCCAUAUCGGAUACCUCAAUGGUCUCCGAUGUAAUGCGUCGCCCAUAUUCAGCUAUGAGAGCCUUCGGCUGCUGCGUCAGUUUACACGCUCUCCGAUUCCUUCACAAUACGCCGACAAUCGCACUACGUACCUAGAGGAAGUGAGUGUGGUCAACGACAUGGUGACAUCCUAUGGCGACCGGGAAUCGGAAAUGGCAGGAAUCAUCGAUCGAUUUGCCUUCGUGACAUCUCCGGUGGUGGCAAUGGAUAUGCCGCGUCUGGCACUUGGCGCGCACGAAGACUUCCUUCGUCAGCAACCCCCUUCAUUUGACGAACUUCUCCAUCGCUCUAGCGUGAAGUUACAGAUUGCGUUCCCAGAUCCGUCUCUCAUCCAGUAUGACUGCGGUAAGCUUCAGCAACUUACACGUCUGCUGCGGGAGAAGAAGAUGGGGGGCCAUCGGGUGCUCAUCUUUACACAAAUGACGAAGGUGUUGGACAUCUUGGAGAUAUUCAUGAACCUGCACGGAUAUUUGUACCUACGCCUUGACGGUGCAACGAAAAUCGAGGAUCGCCAGUACAUCACGGAGCGCUUUAACGCUGACGCGCGAAUCUUUUGUUUCAUAUCGUCGUCCAGAUCUGGCGGCGUUGGGAUCAACUUGACAGGCGCGGAUACGGUUGUUUUCUACGACAGCGACUUCAAUCCCCAGAUGGAUCGUCAGUGCGAGGAUAGGGCUCACCGUAUCGGUCAAAUCCGCGACGUCCACAUAUACCGCUUCGUUUCCCAGCACACGGUCGAAGAGGCAAUGCUGCGCAAGGCCAACCAGAAGCGCUCGUUGGACGAUUUGGUAAUUCAAAAGGGCGAGUUCGAUUGGCGCUCCUUAUUUAACGAUGAGAGUGCUCUCACGCGUGCCCUCGGAGAAGUUGAGGACACGGAGGACGCUCGUGCCGCUGAUCUCGCUGCCCGCGAAGAGGUAGACAUGGAGGGUGCGGAUGCAGACGACUUCGGGGAAGACAGGGAAGCCAAUGAGAUUGUGCCACCGCAGUCAGGGACAGGCAACCCUCCGGAUGAAGCUCGUGUUACUGGUGGUGUACCAGAACCGCCACCCGAAGAAGAGGGAGAAGAAGAGGGUGGUACCGUCCUGGACUACAUGUUUGAUUUUGUUACAGCUGACUACGAUUUCUUCCGCGACUGGUGA